ACAACAUCUAUCUUCAACUGUGGUGUAAAUUUCCGACUCCUAGCUGAUCAUGGUCGUGAGCUAUUAAUUAAUUAUUAUUAAUGGCAUUUUCAUUAAUUAACUCAUAUCUCCAUCAAAAAGGCGCAUGGGCUCAAACCAACUUGGGGUUUUUCACUACUGACUAUUCCCUACAUGAUGAAAAUAGUGUGAGUCUAAAAGCUUUUAAUCACCUCGAGAGGUUCCCUCGUCAGAUUUUAAUUUGGGGGGUGUUCGUGGAUGUUCACAUCUUUUAGCAAUACUCUACAAAUUCUUUAAAUUUAGCUAUAUGUUAUAGUAAUAUAGGUGAAAUUUAUCGAAAAUUAUCAGACUAUGAUCAAGCAUUAGUUUAUACAAAUAAAGCUAUUACUAUUUAUAGAGAAAAUGUUCAUAAUAAUCAUUUGGAUUUAGCAAUUAUGUAUAAUAAUCUUGCCAUUAUUUAUAAAAUGAAAUGUGAUCAAAUAAAUGCAUUGAUAAAUUUUAAUAAUGCAUUAGAUAUUUAUAUUUUAUAUCAUUCUAAAUCAAUUAAUCAUUCAGAUAUAGCAAUAUUGUAUUUUAAUAUAGGAGUUUUACAAGGUGAACAAGAUAAUUAUGAGUUAGCAUUAGAAAAUUUUAAUAAAUCUAUUAAAAUUUAUAUUCAAAUAUAUUCUGAUUAUCAUCCAAUGAUUGCACAAGUCUCUAAUAAUAUUGGUAAUAUUUAUAUAAGAAAAGGUUUAUAUAAACAAGCAAUGACUUUUUAUGAAAAUGCAUUAAAAAUUCAAUUAUAUUGUUUAAAUGAUGAUCAUUCUGAUAAUCUUGCUCAAACAUAUCAAAAUCUAGGAACAGCUUAUUAUUAUGAUAAUGAUAAUAAGCAAGCAUUAAUUUAUUAUAGAAAAUCAUAUGAAAUAUAUUUUUCAACAAAAAAUGAUACUAAUUUAGAGAUGAUAAAAGAUCUUCUUUGUUGUGAUAAUGAAGAACGCAUAGAGGAAUUAAAUAAUGAUCUUGAACAAUUAAGAUUAUUUUCUGAAUCAAUGCCAGUACAGUAUUUAAAUUUAGCAUCAAUGUAUGCCAAUAAUGCCUUAAUAUAUAGUAACCAAAAUUAUGAUCGUCUCGCUAUGAUAUAUUGUCAAAAAGCAUUAGAUAUUCGUCAACAAUUUUUAUCAUUUAAUCAUAUACAAAUUGCAUUCACAUAUAAUUUAAUUGCAAGUAUACAUAAUAAAUUGAAAGAUGAAUAUGAUAUUGCCAUACAACUAUUAGAUAAAGCGUAUGAUAUUUUUUUAACUAAUAAUUUUGAUCAACAUUCAAGUAUAGGAUCUGUCUAUUAUAACUAUGGUAUAGCAUAUAAAAAGAAAUUUAAUUAUCAUAUGGCAUUAAAUUAUUUUAAAAAAUCAUUAAUAAUUAGAAAAAUUUUUUUAUCAGAUGAUAAUCGAUUUGUCAAAGAAUGUAGAGAGAAUAUUAACGAAAUUCAAAAUCAACAUCAAGAAAAUGAGUGA
Molecule: messenger RNA, 1487 nt
Organism: Didymodactylos carnosus
Lineage: Eukaryota; Metazoa; Rotifera; Eurotatoria; Philodinida; Philodinidae
Source: the annotation of a GenBank genome assembly